This is a messenger RNA of Chaetomium globosum CBS 148.51, 2481 nucleotides long. RefSeq lists its product as uncharacterized. The record is from RefSeq and is a predicted model, not a curated record. Gene Ontology annotation, molecular function: methyltransferase activity; structural constituent of ribosome. Bases 1 to 2481 code for a protein of 826 amino acids. Lineage: Eukaryota; Fungi; Ascomycota; Sordariomycetes; Sordariales; Chaetomiaceae. The transcript is spliced from 2 exons. Gene Ontology annotation, biological process: translation. Gene Ontology annotation, cellular component: mitochondrial small ribosomal subunit.
AUGAUCUCGGCCGGGAAAAUGCAGAAUCGGUGUCCUGGGUGCCGUGCCCAGCUUCUGAGUUUUUACGAUGCUCUUUUGCUACCACGUGGCCGGCCGUCAGCCCAGCCGUUCCUUCGCAAACGGUUGCAGGCCCCCUCAAUGAGCACUGCAGCCCGUCCCUGGCGACCCAACUCUGUCCGGCAAUUCUCUACAAGCACACCGGUUCGGCAAGACCCGACAAAGGAAGAUACCUCCGUGGAGCCGUUAGACACAACUGCGCCGUCGAAGGCGGAGGAUAUCGAGACCAUCGUGCGACAGGCGAGACAAACGUUCCGCAACACGCUGCCCGCCGGCUACCUAUCACCGGAGGAGUACAAGGUCUACGAAAGGCUGUAUGGGCCGCCUCUACGUGAGACGCAGCCGGAAGAUGUGGGCAUUCCAAUUCCCCGCACCGUGGAAGAUGGGCAGCAUACCCUGUUGAGGGAGACGGAACACGGCGCAUAUGAGGAGGUCCAUUACACAAUAAACCGCACCACGGCCACCGAAGCAGAAGGCGUGCAAGAUCCGGAUGUGGCGGAGGGUACUGAGGCAGCCGAGGAGGUCCCGGAGAUGGCCGACGCCCUCGAGCCAGUUGCCGGCGGCUCGGUUGACUACCUCCAGGUGAUAGCCAACAACGAACGAGAGUACAAGGCGAUAAUGAAGCUGCAGCGUGACUUUGAGACGGCAUCGCUGCAGCCAGUUGAGAAAAUUCGGGAAGACGAGGAGAUCAAUGAGGAAGAGGAGCCACGUGAAGAGGAGGAGAUCGACGAAGAUGAAGGCGAACCGGAUGCCACGUUCCUCGAGGAUUAUGAGUCUUCUGGCACGCGGCUACACGAAUUCACGAGAAUUGGCAAGUUUAAGACGAGCCCCACGACGGUGCAGCUUCCCAAGGUUACUUUUGUCGAGCCCAUCAGCACACUACUCGAAAGGACCGAUACUGUACAUAUCAAGGAGGCGGCAGAGCGUCUGCUUGGCGGGCCGGGCCUGCCCUACGGCCCGGCGACGCCAAAGUCAAAGUCCAACUUGCCUCAGAAGGGCGUUCUGAUGGAGGCUGGGCAUUACAGGAUGUCACCGAUCGAGGCUGAUACCUACCUCGCUACUGUGCUCCCUGGCUUGUAUGCAUCGGCGACAAGCGUGCUGGUUGAGGUCCUCAGUGUCCUCGACGUCGGCGCUGGCGGUGCCGGCCUGUCUGCUUGGAAGGAUGUGCUCCAGGCCGAGUGGGAAGUCCUUCGCGAGAGCGGCAGGGCCAAUGGCAGGGAGCCAUUCGGCAAGAAGACGGUUGUCAUAGGCUCAGAGAACCUUCGGCAGCGUGUUUCCCAAUUCUUGGAUAACACGACCUUCCUGCCCCGUCUCCCCGACUACAUCCACUCUCUCGAGGGUGCUGAGCGGAAGCUGGAUUCGGGCGGUGGGCCGGCACCGCGCAAGGUGUUCGACGUCAUCAUCGCAUCCCACAUGCUGAUGCCGAUCGAGAAGGCGUACAAGCGCAAGGAGUUUUUAGACAACCUCUGGACCAUGCUCUCGCCGGAAGGCGGCGUGCUUAUCGUGCUUGAAAAGGGUCACCCGCGUGGCUUCGAAGCUGUGGCCAAUGUGCGGGAUCGCAUCCUUGACGAGUUCAUCAUCCCGCCUGGGCCGCAGCCGCGCAGCGAAGAGAUCCAACCAGACUCGGAGCGUGUUCGGGAGCCUGGCAUGAUCAUCGCGCCGUGCACCAACCACACCAAGUGCCCGAUGUACCACACGCCCGGUCUCAGCCACGGGCGCAAGGACUUUUGCCAUUUCAACCAGCGCUUCAUCCGCCCCCGGUUUUUGCAAAAGGUUCUUGGUGCGUCACACCGCAGCCACGAAGAUAUCAAGUUUAGCUACCUCGCGGUGCGCCGAGGGGCUCCACCCGGCGCCUUGCCCGCCAACAUCUUUGGCGUCCAACAGGGCAAGGAGGCUACCGACAGGGCUUUCAAGGGCUACGGCGACACGGAAGGCGAGGAGGCGCCAAACCCACUCUCGCUGCCGCGCAACAUCCUCACACCGCUCAAGCGGCGCGGCCACGUCACGCUCGACUUGUGCACGCCAGCGGGUCAGAUCGAGCGGUGGGUGGUGCCCAAGUCAUUCUCCAAGCAGGCAUAUCACGAUGCGCGCAAGGCGGACUGGGGCGACCUGUGGGCCCUCGGUGCCAAGACGCGCAGCGUCCGCCAGGUCCGGCUCGGCAAGGGCGGCGUUGAUACCGGCGACGGGGGGGUCCGUUCCCGGGCCGCGGCUGCGAACCCAAAGAAGCUCAAGGUGGUGGAUGUCAAUGUGCACCCGCAGUUUGGCAUCAUCGGGGCCAAGGAGAGGGGCCGGGCGGCGCCGGAGCGGAGGACCAAGGGCGGCAGGAGGGUUAAGUUGGAUGAUAUCAUGGAAAAGAUGGGUAUUGACCAGGUGGAGGAUCCUGACGAGAAGGAGGAUGACGAGUUUAUGCGAGGCGGGAGGUGA